Molecule: messenger RNA, 3762 nt
Organism: Nerophis lumbriciformis (worm pipefish)
Lineage: Eukaryota; Metazoa; Chordata; Actinopteri; Syngnathiformes; Syngnathidae
Source: RefSeq, a predicted model, not a curated record
AUGCAGUCCGAUGACCUAUUCGCCCGCAGAUUUCGGCGCCAAAAUGUACGACCGCCUGGCGCGGCCGUCAACUUUGAUCCCAAACGGGAGGCGGGUGUGGUGGAGUGGCCGCCCAGGAGGGAGGCAGACGGGUCCGACGGAGAUAAUCUAACCCCGAGCCGGGCUGGGCUAACCCUGCGCGCGGUGGGGCGGGGCCACAUAAUGCAGCGGAGUAACAGCGAUGUGACUUUAGGAGACUUGGACUCUGGCGGCAAAGCCGGAGGGAAAGCGGCUCGGGCAGUUGGAGAGAAGAUGGGUGUCGGGGCUCAAAUGGACACUGGGGUUCUGCUACACAGGGAAUAUGGAAGUCUUUCUUCCCUGGAGAGACAAACACAAGUCCAGGAUCCAGGAAAUGCAAACCAGGGACCCCUCAGUCCAAAUGCCCUCCGGUUUAAGGACCCUUUCCUGCUUUUAGGACUCCAAGGCAACCCACCGGAACCCGACGGCUUCUUUCGAGGCCUGUCUUCCGCCACGGGGGAGUCCCCAAAACCUGCAAAGCCACCCAAGCCUGAAGGUCUUAGUAAGAAGUCCAAAACCGUGCCCCCUCCAAUCCCCCAGCCCGGUCCCUAUGAUAACAUCGGGGGUGGUGCUUGGGUGAGGAACUUUGCCCAUUAUGACGUUCAAAGCAUCCUUUUUGACCUCACAGAGGCAGCCACCAACAGAGACAGCAUUGGACGCAAAAAGAAUAUCACUUCAGGGGCUUCGGCCGCCUCGCAGAUGCGGCCCCUCACACAGGGAGCGCCUUCCUCACCUGCGCAAGGAGGCGGAGUUGGCAACGGGGGCGGCAUGGAUGACCCCGAGCAAUCGAUGCUGCUGGACGAAGGUGACGGCAACGACAACGAGCUCCUGCUUAGCUGCCCUCACUUCCGAAAUGAGACGGGCGGAGAAGAGCAGGUGGGCCUGGGUCGAUCUCAGGCUAGGAGGGGGCUGUGGCUCAGCCCGCGGACCCCCAAUGACGCAGCGUCUGUCCUGGAGGAACCCAGAGAAAGUCACAUCCAGCAGCAAGGCAAAAGCAACUACUUCAUCGAACAUGCCGAUCUGGGGGCGCAUUACUAUCGGAAAUAUUUCUACAUGAAAGAACAUCAGAAUUUCUUCGGCAUGGAUGAUCGCCUGGGCCCAGUGGCCAUCAGUUUCCGCAGAGAAGAGAAAGAAGGCACAAGUGGCGCUCAGUACAACUACAGAAUCAUCUUUCGCACCACGGAGAUGAAGACACUGCGUGGGUCCAUAUUGGAAGAGUCAGUUCCCUCCGCCGCCCGUCACACGACCCCUCGAGGUUUGUCUCCAAAGCGGCUGCUGGAGUUCAUCAUGCCUGAACUCAACCUGCACUGCCUCCGCUUGGCCUCAAACUCCCCCAAGGUCCGCGACACCUUGCUGAAGCUGGAUGAGCAGGGGCUUAAUUUCCAGAGAAAAGUCGGCGUCAUGUACUGCCGGGCAGGGCAGAGCUCCGAGGAGGACAUGUACAACAAUGAAAGCUCCGGUCCGGCGUUCGAGGAGUUUUUGGAUCUGCUCGGUGAUCGUGUGCGUCUGAAAGGCUGGGAAAAGUACCGAGCUCAGCUGGACAAUAAGACCGACUCAACAGGGACGCAUUCCCUCUACACGCGGUACCAGGACUAUGAGAUUAUGUUCCAUGUGUCUACCAUGUUGCCCUACACAGCCAACAACACUCAACAGUUGCUGAGGAAACGUCACAUCGGCAACGACAUUGUGACCAUUGUGUUCCAGGAGCCAGGCGCGUUGCCCUUCACGCCAAAGUCCAUCCGCUCCCACUUCCAACACGUCUUCAUUAUUGUUCAGGUUCAUGAGCCCUGCACAGAAAACACCUAUUACAGAGUGGCUGUGACACGCUCUAAAGACAUGCCAUUAUUCGGUCCGCUCUUCCCCAAGGGCGCUCUCUUCCCUCGGUCGCCGGCCUUCAGAGACUUCCUCCUGGCCAAGGCAGUUAACGCAGAGAAUGCCGCAGAAAAGUCAGAGAAGUUCCGCUCCAUGGCUACACGCACGCGACAAGAAUACCUCAAGGACUUGGCUGAAAACUACGUGACUACGACGCCCAUCGACUCGUCCACCAAGUUUCCGCUGCUCUCCCUAGGAGGCAAGCGCAAAGACAAGCUGAAGGGCGCCAAGGGGGCAGAGCUGCACAGCGCCGGAGCGCUAGUUUGGGCCGUGAUGGUCGACGGCGGGGAGGAAGGCGAGGCGGCGGAGCACAAGUUGCCCUGUCUGCUGGGCAUUUCUGCCGAGUCGGUGGUGCUCAUCGAGAGGUACACGCGCAGGGUGGUUUUUAACUGCUCCUGCAGGGACGUCAUCGGAUGGAAGGCGGUGGCCGAAACCAAAGAGGGAGGGCCCUGCUUGGACAUCUUCUAUGAGCGUGGGGAGUCGGUGUCCAUUAGCGUAACUGAGAACCAGGCUGAGGAUUUAAGAGAGGUGGUGCAGAGGCUGGAGUUGGUAACCCGAGGGUGCGAGGCUUUGGAGGUCACCCCGUUACGUGACGGCGUAGGCCAACCUGGCUUUCUGAUGAACGAAGAGGGCUUUGUGACGGAGCUUCAGCGGUUUUGCUAUGCCGAGAGCGGCGGACUGCAGUUGUGGGCUCGCGUGGUGCGCUUGUGCGGCCACUCCCUGGUCCACCUCGGAACGGAAGAGAGGACUAGACUGCUUCGCACCGCGCACAAGAUCCACAUUACCGUCAUCCCGCCAGAUGAAAACGGGAAACCGCGAAGGAGCUUCUCGGAGCUGUACCAGAAAGCCAUCAAGGAUGCAGAGUGUAAGCCUGGCGAGGACCAGUCGGGUGAGGCCUGGGUUCUCGAUGAACGGGAGGAAGGUGAAGACGAGCGGGACAAGCAGCUUAAGGGGGAUAGUAUCACCGAGGCAGAUGCAGCGGAAGUCCAAGUGGAAAGUGAUGGGGCAUCAGAGCCUCAAGGAAAGAGUGAGAAGGAUGACGGCGAGUCGCUCCUGGCGCCGCCAAGCCUACCUUUGUUACGAGCCACUUCCCUGCAAGACCAACCUUCCAAUCAGGACCAGGAGAGUUCGCAGCUCACACGCAGUUUCUCUUUAGAGAGGCAUUCAUCCUACAGCGAUACCUCUGAGGGACACAUUUACGACAACGUGUCCUUGAAAGAGGACCGCCACAUCUAUGAGAAUGUUGGCGAACUGAGAGAUGCCACGCCUGAUCUGAUCCUGGCAGUCAAGCCCAAAUUUGCCCUGGACGAUGAACAGUUCAUUGCUGAUUUUGGUGAGGACAAAGCUUCGGCUAGCGAAUCGCCUCUCUCCUCUUCGAGGUUGUCUUGCGUUGACCGAGCGGAGAGGAACUCACGAGCCUUAAGUCUACACAACUCCAUUACCAAGAUUCUCUCAGAGACGACAGAUUCCACCGAAGAAGAGUGGCAGUCCAUCGCUGACCUGGCCACAGCCUGCCGCAGCAUCUUGGAGGCUCUGUCACGCGAGGAUCGCAAAGCUGGCGACCAAUCAGGGGCUGAUCACAUGGAUGGAAAGCUGAAUACAAAAGAGAGUGACUCUCCAGGCCACCUGGAGGAGAAGGUGUCACAGUUGGAGGCCAUGCUGAAGAAACUGCAGGAUGACCUGCAAAAGGAGAAGGAGGACAAGGCGGUGCUGCAGGCCGAGGUUCAGAGCCUGCGGCAGAACAACCAACGGCUGCAGGAAGAGUCACAGAGCACGGUGGCACGCCUCAUCAAAGUCACCGAGCUCCUGUGCAACGUCAACAAGCCCUGUUAG